AUGGCCGCUGGGGCUCACACCGAUGAGCCGGUGAUCAACGAACGGAGCGGCGACGUUGGUCGCCACGCCAACUUGGUGCUGGACGUAGAGGCCAAUGGUCUCCGGGCUGAGAACCUGGCAGGGCACAGCUCGGCUACGGACGCGGACAAACCGAGGGAGCUCAGUGCUCAGCCGACGACUCCCAGCGGCCUGAUGACUACGGCAUCGCGCCGUGAGACGCCUCGACGGCGAGGCGCGGGCAUUCGAGGGGGGAACGACGCGGAAGACUCUUGGCCAAGGAAAGGAGAUCAAGGGGGUCGGCGCAAGGCGCAGCAGCAUACGAAGAACGCAGACAACAGGCCGGAGAAGCAGAAGCAGCUGGUGUUCCGUCACUAA
Messenger RNA from Phytophthora sojae, 375 nucleotides. RefSeq lists its product as hypothetical. Bases 1 to 375 code for a protein of 124 amino acids. The record is from RefSeq and is a predicted model, not a curated record. The transcript is spliced from 3 exons. NCBI's taxonomy places the organism in Eukaryota, Oomycota, Peronosporomycetes, Peronosporales, Peronosporaceae.